This is a messenger RNA of Lepidothrix coronata (blue-crowned manakin), 2440 nucleotides long. RefSeq names its product BUB1 mitotic checkpoint serine/threonine kinase (gene BUB1). NCBI's taxonomy places the organism in Eukaryota, Metazoa, Chordata, Aves, Passeriformes, Pipridae. The transcript has 16 exons. The record is from RefSeq and is a predicted model, not a curated record. Bases 16 to 2337 code for a protein of 773 amino acids. Gene Ontology annotation, molecular function: ATP binding; protein kinase activity. Gene Ontology annotation, biological process: mitotic spindle assembly checkpoint signaling; protein phosphorylation; meiotic sister chromatid cohesion, centromeric.
GCUGGACUUUGCGGGAUGUUUGAGCGUCAUUUCUCACCCCUAAAGGUGCUCCCGUGUGCCAGGCCCAGCACAGCCCCGCCAGGGAACUGCGUGGCACCUGCUCCAACCUCAGGUGUGCCCGAGGUGCCAGAGCAGCCCCAGCCCAGUGUUGGCCCAGCCCCUGCUCCCACCCUGCCGCCAGCAAAGCCCCUCGGCUGCCGGGUCCCGUCGGCCUCCUUGUGGGAAAGAAGGGAGGAGAAGGACAGAGACAGAGCUCAGCCAGAGCUUGGGGAGCUCCAGAAGAGUCUGGUGCACCCUCCCUUCAGUGGUGCCUCAGCUGAGGAACGGGCACAUCCCGACUCAGCUCUGCAACAAAGGCACCCCAAGAGAUCCACUGGAUUGACUCCUGCUGUGGAUGUGAGGGAAGCCUCCAGAGGUGGAAAUUCCUCCUUUGCCUCUGGAAAUGCUUCCCAGGCCACCCCGAACACCUCUCUGGCAGGAGGGAAGCAGGCAACGCCCUUCAAAGUGCAGCCGUCGCCCACGGUGCACACGAAGGAAGCCUUGGGCUUUCUCAUGGAUGUGUUUCAAACACCCAUCUUACCUGAACCAUCACCCCUGGAAAACAGCAACGAAGAACUGGAAGCUUUUUUCAGGAAAAAUGAGCCUGAUGGGUGUUUGAAAACUAAUGUUGCUGUCCCUGCCACUCCUGCGUUUUCCAUCUUUCAGGAUGAGAAUGAGAAGGAGAACAGCAGCAUCCCACAGCACAAGAACAAGCCAGAGGAGCCCAGAAGUCUUGGACAACAACACUUGACUGACUGUGCAGCAGAAGAAGAGACGGGGACCACGGAAUUCCUGAGGGAUGAUUACACGGUGUGGAACAUCCAGUGCAGCAACAAAACCUUGGCUGCCAGUCCAAACAACACCAGAGACUUUGCACGAGCUGCCCAGCUCGUCUCGACGCCCUUCAGCUACCUGGCAGCUCAUUCCCUACAACCUUUGGGGGACAGAGCCUGUGGGGAUGACCUGCCACAGAUGGAUUUGGAGUUCUCUGGAGAAGUGCACAAACAGACAAAAAACAAGAAAUUAAGCCUCGCUCUGGAACACGUCACAGAGCCAAGGGAGCUCCAGGAAAACAUCCUGAAACGUGGGAAUGGCAUUCAGGGAGUUGUUGGAGCUGCUUCUCAACAACAACAUGAGCAAAGAACCACGAGCAGAGCUGAAUCUUCCUGUGCAGGGCUGGAGAGAACUUCCCAGGAGAAGUUGUGUGGAGGUGUCACAGCCCAGAGAGUGGGAGCUGCAGUCCUUGUGGAGAACCCUUGGGAUAAGGCAUUGAUUGCCAAGUUCUUGUCGGAGCUUCCCAAACCUCUCCACACCUACACCAACUACUUCGAGUGGAAAUCUCUCCUUCCAUUGAUCACAGUGAAGGCUGAGCUCCCACUGGGUUCCAACUCAUUCCAUGUGGAUUGCUUGGUUGGAGAGGGAGCUUUUGCCCAAGUCUAUCAGGCUUCCCUCCUGGAUGCCAAUAACCCUCGGAACAACCAGAAAGUCGUGUUCAAGGUCCAGAAACCUGCCAACCCUUGGGAGUUCUACGUUGCAACCCAGCUGGUGGAAAGGGUGGACCCCAGCCUGCACCACCUCUACGCUCACUUUUAUUCUGCUCAUUUCUUCCGAAACGGGAGCAUUUUGGUGGGUGAACUCCACAGCUACGGAACGUUGCUGAACGCCAUCAACCUUUACAAGAGGAUUCCCGAGAAGGUGAUGCCCCAAGCCCUGGUGAUCUACUUCGCCGUGAAAAUCCUCCACAUGGUGGAGGAGCUCCACAGCUGCCGGAUCAUCCACGGGGACAUCAAACCCGACAACUUCAUCCUCGGGGAAAGGUUUCUGGACAAUGACACCUGCGACAUAGAUGGGCUCUCCCAUGGCUUGACCCUCAUUGACUUUGGCCAGAGCGUUGACAUGAAGCUCUUCCCCGAGGGGACGGCGUUCACCGCCCGCUGCGAGACGUCUGGGUUCCAGUGCGUGGAAAUGCUGACGCGGAAACCCUGGAACUACCAGACAGACUACUUUGGCAUCGCAGCCACAAUUUAUUGCAUGAUCUUCGGCACCUACAUGCAAAUAAAGAAUGAAAACGGAGUCUGGAAGCCUGAGGGAACCUUCAGGAGGCUUGCCAACGCUGAGCUGUGGAAGGAGUUCUUUGAGACCUUGCUGAACAUCCCCAGCUGCCACAGCCUGCCCUCGCUCGGAGCCCUGCGCCAGAAGCUGAGGGACUUAUUCUGCUCGUCCUACAAAAAGGAAAUAAGGUUCCUUCGGAAUAGACUCGUCGUGCUGCUCAUCGAAAACAAACGCUCCCGAAAAUGAGGGUCUAUUUUUGUUUUGCACAGUUACCGAGGGCUUGGUGUUUUAUGGCUGCAAGUUGUUUUUAUGAUAACUUGAUUUCAAAUAAAUGGUUUUGGCGUUGACU